Loxodonta africana (African savanna elephant) is the source of this 4260-nucleotide messenger RNA. It is a transcript of the gene RSPH6A, whose product is annotated as radial spoke head 6 homolog A. Gene Ontology annotation, biological process: cilium assembly; axoneme assembly; cilium movement involved in cell motility. Lineage: Eukaryota; Metazoa; Chordata; Mammalia; Proboscidea; Elephantidae. Bases 247 to 2403 code for a protein of 718 amino acids. The transcript has 6 exons. The record is from RefSeq and is a predicted model, not a curated record. Gene Ontology annotation, cellular component: radial spoke; axoneme.
CUUCCCUCUGCCCACCUGUUUGCCGGGAGGCAGCGCAGCGCGCCCCGAAGCCCGCGGGCCGACUAGAGCCCCGCGUUCGUGGCGCUGCGCCUGCGCAGAAACCCUCCCCUGGUAACGGCCCACCCCUUCCCUCGGCCUUAGAAACCAACCGAGCCAUCUUAGCGGCUGCCGGGCGUGUGUGGGCGGGCGAGUCUACUGGCCUAUCUGCAAGCCUUUCUUCUAGAAGUCUGAGACUCCGUUUGAGCCAUGUGGGACCCACCUCCGGACCCUGAGCACCCUUCCCAGCAGCUCGCGAGCCGGAGGAGUUCCCAGGGCUCGGAUCGGCGGCCCAGUCGGGACUCUUCUCAACUCCAGCCCUCAGUCCUAGAGGAACAGCUGCAAAUGCAUCUUGACCCCCAGAUGCUGCCACAGCAGCAAGCUAGUCAGGAACGCUGGGCGAACCACCCCAACCUGUCCCAGAUGUCGGAGGCCUUCCAGGCUCCAGAAACCCAGAUGGGUAGUGUGCACUACCCGAUUCAGAGUGCCGGCUACCCCCAAGAGUUCCAACCCUAUCCUUAUACGGAUGAAAACAGAGGCCAGGGUCACGAUCGAAGGGCCAGUGUGCUGCUGCAGCAGGUGAACCAGGCCCAUGGCAACCUCCUCCAGCACCUGGAGUCAGCGUACCAGGACCCCCGGUCCGAACUCUUAGGCCAGUUCAACCCCUACCAGAGACAGGACCUGCAGCUCGAGGACACCCAGCACGGGCCCUACACAAGGGAUGACCCUGACCUCCACUACUUGCCCCCUGAGCUGGACUUCGGGCCCUAUGGUAUGGAGGUGCCGGAGCCCGAGCCUCGGGAGCUGGCUGUGCAGAACGCCAAAGCCUACCUGCUGCAGACCAGCGUCAAAUGUGACCUCAGCCUAUACGAGCACCUAGUGAAUCUGCUCACCAAGCUCUUGAACCAGCGGCCCGAGGACCCCCUGUUCAUCCUGGAGUCAUUGAACCGCACCACGCAACGGGAGUGGUUCCACCCCAAGCUGGACACAAUGCGAGACGACCCCGAGAUGCAGCUCACCUACGAGAUGGCUGAGAAGCAGAAGGCGCUAUUCAUCCGGAGCGGUGGCGGUGAGGGUGAACAGGAGAUGGAGGAGGAGGUGACAGAGACACCAGUGCCCAACAUCAUGGAGACGGCCUUCUACUUUGAGCAAGCCGGCAUCGGCCUGGGCUCGGACGAAAGUUUCCGCAUCUUCCUGGCCCUGAAGCAGCUGGUGGAGCAGCAGCCCAUCCUCACCUGCCGCUUCUGGGGCAAAAUCCUGGGGCUCAAGCGUAGCUACCUGGUGGCCGAGGUGGAAUUCCGAGAGGGCGAAGAAGAAGGCGAGGAGGAGGAGGUGGAGGAUAUGUUGGAGGGCGCAGAUGUCAUGGACGCGCACGGCGAGGAGGAGGGCGAGGAGGACGAAGAGAAGGCAGCCGACGUGAUCCCCAAACCCAUGUGGAAGCCGCCGCCUGUCAUCCCCAGGGAGGAGAGCCGCUCAGGCACCAACAAGUACCUGUACUUCGUGUGCAACGAGCCGGGCCGACCCUGGACUCGGCUGCCCCACGUCACGCCGGCCCAGAUCGUGCACGCGCGCAAGAUUAAGAAGUUCUUUACCGGCUACCUGGACACGCCGGUCGUCAGCUACCCGCCCUUCCCGGGCAACGAGGCCAACUACCUGCGCGCCCAGAUCGCCCGCAUCUCGGCCGCCACGCACAUCAGCCCGCUUGGCUUCUACCAGUUUGGCGAGGAGGAGGGCGACGAGGAGGAGGAGGGCGGCGCGGGGCGCGAUUCCUUCGAGGAGAACCCAGACUUUGAAGGCAUCCCGGUGCUCGAGCUGGUCGACUCCAUGGCCAACUGGGUGCACCACACACAACAUAUCCUGCCGCAGGGCCGCUGCACCUGGGUGAACCCUUUGCAGAAGUCGGAGGAGGAGGAGGAGCUGGGGGAGGAGGAAGAGAAGGCAGAUGAAGGAAUAGAGGAGGUGGAGCAGGAAGUUGGGCCCCCACUGCUGACACCGCUCUCAGAAGAUGCAGAAAUCAUGCACCUUUCGCCCUGGACGGCCCGCCUGUCCUGCAGUCACUCCCCGCAAUACUCCUUGGCCGUCGUGCGCUCCAAUCUCUGGCCGGGGGCUUAUGCCUACGCUAGUGGCAAGAAGUUUGAGAACAUCUACAUCGGCUGGGGCCACAAGUACAGCCCUGAAAACUUCAACCCAGCCCUGCCAGCCCCCAUUCAGCAAGAGUAUCCCAGUGGCCCAGAGAUCAUGGAGGCAAAUGACCCCACGGUGGAGGAGGAGCAGGCCCUCAAGGCUGCCCAGGAACAGGCCUUGGCAGCCGCAGAGGAGGAGGAGGAGGAUGAGGAGGAAGAUGAGGAUGAGGAUGUAGAGGACUGAGGCCCCAUAGCCUCUUUCCCCACACAAGUAGAUAGAUAGCAGUUUUUCCUUACACAUAGUUAUAUACGGAUUUAUUUUUUCACUAGUGGUUUUCUCUCUGCUCCUGGAGGGCAGGGGGAGAAGAGGAAGACAGCUGCUCUGAAUAAAAUCUCCCUGUGGCAUUACAAUUCAUUUAUUUAUUCACCACAUUCAUUGGCAUGAUGACUGUCCCAUGUGUUUCAUUUAUUAAUUUGACCAGCCAUCAAACAACUAUUUAAGUGCCUCCUCUCAGCUCAGCUCAGCCCUGCUGGGGAUACAGAGGGGACCAUGUAGCCGAAGCCCUGACUCCCCCUCUCCGUGGGGGAGACAGCCAUCCCCAAACAAUGAAAACCGGGAUGGGGACAUCAAUAGGAAUGUCAGAACUUCUCAGUUGACUCUUAAAGGGUCAAGAAAAGAGUGGGGAAAGACAUUGCAAGCAUAGGAAACAGCAUGAGAGAGUGAAAGGUGUUGGGGUAGUUGCUCUAAUCUCACUUUAGGUGAGACAUAACGUGAGGGCUUAGUGGUGAGAAGUGAGGUUGGAAACACAAGUUGGUGGGAGCCAGAUCACUCAGGGCUUAACUUUGCCACAUGGCCACUAGAGUGCCACAGAAGGGCUUCAGGAAGGGGAGGGCCCUGAUAAUAUUUGUGCUAAAGAAAGACCCCUCUAGAUGCCAAGUGGAGGGGUGAGAAUAGAGUCUGGUAGACCAGAGACAAGGCUGAUGCUGGAAGGAUUGGGCGGGAGGAGUUUGGGCAUGAAUGUGGAGAGGGAGGGGCUAGGAAAUAGAAUUUCAGGUGGUAGAACAUAAAAAAGAAUUGGGGGCUAGAGGUGGGGGAUGAAGGGAAAUGGUACAAGCCUAGGAGGACACCUAAGUCUGUGACCGGGUGCAUGGCAGGGUCAGCCCUAAGAUGGGGACACCGGAGAGGAACAGGAAUUGGAGUAAGAUGUCAAGUCCAGUGUAGGACUUAUUGAAAGUGAGAUGCCUCUGAGACAUUCCUGUGAGAAAUUCGGAGGGCAUGAAUAAAUGGGCUUGGGGAAAUAUGUGAUGGAGAUGGGGUAUAGUUCUACUUUAGCAGAACUGAGGGGCACUGGCUAUCAGUGGAAACCCUGAUGGCAUAGUGGUUAAGAGCUACGGCUGCUAACCAAAGGUGGGCAGUUGGAAUCCACCAGGCACUCCUUGGAGACUCUACAGGGCAGUUCUACUCUGUCCUAUGGGGUCGCCAUGAGUCGGAAUCGACUCAAUGGCACUGGGUUUGGUUUUUUUUUUGGGGGGGGCUAUCAGUGGGGGAUAUUAGGGUCAGUGCAAGACUAGACUACUAGUGGAUCAUUGGAACACUGGGGGCAUUGCCGGGAUCCUUGAAAAUUUGGAAUCAGGGGUAGGUGUUGGAAGACCCAGUGAAAUUGUUGAAGAUAGUGAAGUCAUGGAGAUAUUGAAGAUUGGUGGGAAAUACGGAUAAUGUUUGGGGUUAGCAUUAAUCAAUAGCUGGUCAGAUGAAGUCCUUGAAGAUUUGUGGAGACAUUAGGGGUCAGUGGUGAUUUGGAGGUCAUCAAUAGUGGGAGGAAUGGUCGGAGAUGCCGUGGUCACUUGGGGACUUUAGGAUGUCAUUGGAACACAGUGGCGGUCAGGAGGGUGCACGCUGGGAGUCUAAGGAAACAUUAGAGUCACCUGGGGUCGUCUGGGAAGUCAUGGGAGGGGCAGGAUACGGACGAGGCCUCCUCUUGCGGGGGCCCUCCGUUGCUAGGCAAACGUUCUCCGGGCGCCGUUGCUAGGGACUUGUGCUUUCCAACUGGCCACACCCUUUUUCGCCGCGCCCCGCCCCCGCAGCCAACCACAAGGCGGU